Messenger RNA from Monoraphidium neglectum, 720 nucleotides. RefSeq names its product DNA gyrase subunit A. Gene Ontology annotation, cellular component: DNA topoisomerase type II (double strand cut, ATP-hydrolyzing) complex. The transcript is spliced from 6 exons. Bases 1 to 720 code for a protein of 239 amino acids. The record is from RefSeq and is a predicted model, not a curated record. Lineage: Eukaryota; Viridiplantae; Chlorophyta; Chlorophyceae; Sphaeropleales; Selenastraceae. Gene Ontology annotation, molecular function: DNA topoisomerase type II (double strand cut, ATP-hydrolyzing) activity; DNA binding; ATP binding. Gene Ontology annotation, biological process: DNA topological change.
AUGCUGAACCACCCUGUCGACCGCUCGCCGCAACCACCCGCAACCACCCAGGCUGAGCUGGCGGCUAAGAUUGCUGAGCUGGUGGAGGCCAAGACCAUCGAGGGCGUUGCCGACGUGCGGGACGAGAGCGACAGGACGGGCGUGCGGCUCGUGGUGGAGGUCAAGCGUGGCUUUGAGGCGCGCGUGGUGCUGAACCAGCUGCUCAAGCACACGCGGCUGCAGAUACGGUUCUCAUGCAACAUGGUGGCCCUGGUGGACGGUGUUCCUCAGACGCUGGACCUUAAGGCCUUCCUGCAGCACUUCCUCGAUUUCAGGGUUGGCGUGGUGGAGCGGCGGGCGCGCCACACGCUGGGCAAGGCGCGGGCGCGGCUGCACCUGGUGGAGGGCUUCCUGGCGGCACUGGAAGACCUGGAGGCGGUGGUGCAGGCGAUCCGCGCGGCCCCCGACGCGGCGGCCGCGCGCGCGGCGCUGCGCGGCGGCCGCUUCAAGCUAUCGGAGGCGCAGGCGGAGGGCGUCCUGGGGCUGACGCUGCGGCGGCUGACGGGGCUGGAGGUCGGGAAGUUGACUGAUGAGAAGGCGCAGCUGACGGCCAGCAUACAGCAGCUGGAGGUAGGCCGGGCGGCAUACACCUCUGACUUUGACUGGCGUGUUUGGAGGGUUUCGCGCGUGUGCAUGGUCGCCAGCAUACUGGCAGCGCAGCUGGCGGCGACCAUGUCAUAG